AUGCCAUUUUGGUAUAUAACGUUUAUAUAUUUCUUCUCUUUCCCGUCUCUUUGCCAGUUGUUUUUUUUUCUAUUUCCCCCUUUAUUCGUGCUGUUUUCUAUCACGCAUUUGUUUUCCCUUAAAUUUUUUCUUUCCCGCCAUACAUUUGCACGUCUGAGAAAAAGGACGGAUGUAUUUUGCACACAGCCUAGCGGACAUUAUUGUAAGAACAAUACGCCAUCAUUGGGAGAAGUAGUUCUUGUCUCUCACUCUCCGUUUGUCUGUCUCUCGUUUUCUUUUCAUAUUCUACUAACUAUUUCUCUUUCUCUCUCUCUCUCUCUUCCUAAAUUUUCAUUCCCUUUUUUAUCUUUCAGCUUAUCAGUCUCGCUUGUCUUUCUGGUUACUCCCGUUAAUUUUUCGAUUCUCUCCAUCAAACCAGUUUCUCCUGAUAAUUAUCUCCGUCUCUCUCUCUGUGUAACUUUUCCCAUUACUGUCGCUCCGUUUUUCUUUUUCUCCCCCUUUCUCUUUCGGUUUUAUCUCUCCCUCUCAAGUCUUCACGUCUCUCUUCUUCUCUCUUUUUUCAUUCACCUUUCUUUUAGUCUCUUGUUUUUGAAAUCUUUCUUCUCUCUCGCUUUUCUGUUUCGAUUUACUCUUUUUAUUUCUCUUGCUUCUUUCUCUCUCCCUCUCUUUCUUUUUCUUGCUUCUUUCUCUCCCUCUCUUUCUCUUUUAUUUCUCUUGCUUCUUUCUCUCUCCCUCUCUUUCUUUUUCUUGCUUCUUCCUCUCCCUCUCUUUCCCUUUUUAUUUCUCUUGCUUCUUUCUCACUCUCUCCCUUCUCUUUCUCUUUCUAUUUCUCUUGCUUCUUUCUCACUCUCUCCCUUCUCUUUCUCUUUCUCUUGCUUCUUUCUCUCUCCCUCACUUUCUUUUUCUUGCUUCUUCCUCUCCCUCUUUCUCUUUUUAUUUCUCUUGCUUCUUUCUCUCUCUCCUUCUCUUUCUCUUUUAUUUCUCUUGCUUCUUUCUCUCUCCCUCUCUUUCUUUUUCUUGCUUCUUCCUCUCCCUCUUUCCCUUUUUAUUUCUCUUGCUUCUUUCUCACUCUCUCCCUUCUCUUUCUCUUUCUAUUUCUCUUGCUUCUUUCUCACUCUCUCCCUUCUCUUUCUCUUUCUCUUGCUUCUUUAUCUCUCCCUCACUUUCUUUUUCUUGCUUCUUCCUCUCCCUCUUUCUCUUUUUAUUUCUCUUGCUUCUUUCUCUCUCUCUCUCUCCUUCUCUUUCUCUUUUUAUUUCUCUUGCUUCUUUCUCUCUCUCUCUCCUUUCUCUUUCUAUUUCUCUUGCUUCCGUCUUUCUCCAUCUCUCUCUCUCUCUCUCUCUCACUCUCUCUCCCUCUUUCUUUAUCCCGGCGUUGACUGUUUCUUCGUCUUACCUAAACUCUCGUUGGAGUCCUUACUGAGGAUCGAAAUCACUACCCUAACUAGGUGGGGUGCGACAUCAACAUUUUAUCUAUCUAUCUAUCUAUCUAUCUAUCUAUCUAUCUAUCUAUCUAUCUAUCUAUCUAUCUAUCAGUUUCACAAACACUGUCUCUUCUUAUCUAUCUAUCUAUCUAUCUAUCUAUCUAUCUAUCUAUCUAUCUAUCUAUCUAUCUAUCUCCUCUUUUUUUAUAUCUAUCUAUCUAUAUAUUUAUCAAGUCUCAAUUCAUAUCUAUCUAUAUAUUUAUCUAUCUAUCGAUUCUAUCAAUCUCUUCAUAUCUAUCUAUCUAUCUAUCUAUCUAUCUAUCUAUCUAUCUAUCUAUCUAUCUAUCUCAUCUCUAUUCAUCUAUCUAUCUCAUCUAUCUAUCUAUCUAUCUAUCUAUCUAUCUAUCUAUCUAUCUAUCUAUCUCAGUCUGUCCCAAUCUAUCUCUAUCUAUCUAUCUAUCUAUCUAUCUAUCUAUCUCAUCUGUCCCAAUCUAUCUAUCUAUCUAUCUAUCUAUCUAUCUCAGUCUAUUCAUAUCUAUCUAUCUAUCUAUCUAUCUAUCUAUCUAUCUAUCUAUCUAUCUAUCUAUCUAUCUAUCUGACAUUCAUUAUGACCAUUCCUGUUCAUAUCACUGUAUUUUCUCCGCUAACCAUUGAGUUUAUUUUUAGUUUGAUUCUCAUUGGAUACCUCACAAAGUUUACUUUACUCUAUCUAUCUAUCUAUCUAUCUAUCUAUCUAUCUAUCUAUCUAUGA
This is a messenger RNA of Acanthosepion pharaonis, 2172 nucleotides long. NCBI's taxonomy places the organism in Eukaryota, Metazoa, Mollusca, Cephalopoda, Sepiida, Sepiidae. The record is from the annotation of a GenBank genome assembly.